GAAUUAUAUGUUUGUUGACAAGGGGGAGGUGCGCGAAAUUGAGAGAGAGAGAGAGAGAGAGAGAGAGAGAGAGAGAGAGAGAGAGAGAGAGAGAGAGAGAGAGAGAGAGAGAGAGAGAGAGAGAGAGAGACAGAGAGAGAGAGCGAGAGAGAGAGAGAGAGGGAGAAGAGAGACAAGCGCGAAAAAAAUGAGUCUACAAUUAUGGCGGAAGCAUGAGCAACAGCGGAAAAAGCUCAAUACCAUGUUAGAGUAGGGGGAAAAGUUGUGUCUAGGAA
This is a messenger RNA of Closterium sp. NIES-67, 275 nucleotides long. The record is from the annotation of a GenBank genome assembly. Lineage: Eukaryota; Viridiplantae; Streptophyta; Zygnematophyceae; Desmidiales; Closteriaceae.